CGCGGUCCUCUGCUCCCGCCGGGCGUGCAGCGGGCGCGCGCGCGUGUGUUUGUGUGUGUAUGUGUGUGUGUGUGUGUGUGUCUGUGUGUGUGUGAGAUGAAUUGGAGUCAUACGACUGGGUGUUUCCUUCCGAGUGGUUUUGAUCAGCAAUCCAUUAGGAAAUCAUGGAAACUUUUUUUUCUGGCUAAAAGGAUGAAAACUGAGUAAGUACAUAGAACUUUGAACUUGAGACGGAAUGAAACAAAUUCAAGCAAAAACCCUGACAGUAACCAUGUCCAUUCAAACUGCGUAUGCCCUUUUUAUGUUAAAAGCCGUGAAUACUUACAGGACAGUGGGAAUUUAAAACUAAAUGAAGGGAAGCAUACAAAAGGCUGAAAGCAAGACUGCUUUAAAACCGGAGGAAAAUUGAGGAACUGCUAAGGCAACCUGGCCUGAGUUCAGCUGUGCGACAGACACUUUGGGUUUUAAUCUUUUGCGUUCUUCAAUGCUGUUUUCAGACUCCAGAUUUACUUUGGUGUUGUUUUCUCUCUUCCUGCAAAGCUGAGGCAGAGUCGGACUCCUUUACUGUGAGUUUAAAGAUGUGAAAAUAAGGCAUUACUGGAAGCAACAGUUUGGCAGCCUGGGAUACACUCAGGUUAUUCGUUACAACUAUUAUUAUUUGAUGUCUUUUUUUAAACUCAGGUCAUCCACUUUUGACUGUCAUCCAUGGAAGAGCUCUUAUUAAAUGCCUCAGACUUUCGGGACCUAUGAUUCUUUGGCACAACCCUUUGGAAAAUUCUUGAGCAGGGAUGAAGCAAACUUGAUUGGAGUUGUGGAAAAAGAAGACAGAUUAGUAUUUUUUAUGCUGACAAAAAAAUAGCUGCUAUGACUUUUCCCGCAACGUGGACAGGGGCCAAGUGAAGCUGAACUGGUCAUGGUCUGUCGUCCAGUGUUCCCUUGUCGUCGGCGAUUUUGCCCCCGACCCUUCUUGGUGGGCUUGGUGGUGGCAAUCUGUCUCUUCUACCAGACUCUGACCCUCCGAGGGACUCGGAAGCUCACAGCCGCUGCCCCUGGGGCUGUCCCACACACAUCCACUGAAUCUCAGGCAAGCAGAUGCAAGAAAGGAUCCUCUCAGGACACACAGUGCUUCCUUCUCUCUGGUAAUGCCCAGGAAACCAGAAAGGUCGAAGAAUCAAUGGAGACACACUUUGGCAGCCAUGGCCGAAGGGCCAUACUCUACAGGCCUCCUUUCUACAGCAAAACAGAGCUUCGGCUACACCAGCGCAUUCUGACUCAACAUGGCUAUACCGUUGUGAUCGCUGAAGAAAGGCACAAUGCUGGCCUUGGACUGGCGCUACUAGAACAAGGUGAUCUGGGCUCUUGGGAUCUGCUCAUUUGCCUGUCUUCUAAGAAAGCAAAAGGAAAACCCUGCAUAUCCAAGGAGGUCAUGUGCCAGUUAGGUUUACAUCAAAAGGCAAACAUAUUACCAGAAAUACAGCAGCCACUUUGCAGAAAGGAAGGAUUAUGUCAAAUAGUUAGAAGAUUCCCAGAAUUGCAACUUCCAGUGAGUCCCUCUGUGUGUCUGGAUCAGGGAAUACAAUUAAAGCCGAAUACUUCGAGUCACCUUUUAAAAACAGUGAAGCCACGUAUGUGGAAACCAGAGGACUGGAGACAUGAACAGCUGAAUGAAACGACAGUCCUUGCUCCACAUGAAACAAUCUUUCGAGCCGAAGAUCUAUCUGUGAUUCUUAAAGCGUACGUGUUGGUGACAUCCUUAACCCCUUUGCGUGCAUUCAUUCAUUCAACUGGCACAGUUUGGAAUCCACCAAAGAAAAAACGCUUCACUGUCAAGCUGCAAACAUUUUUUGAGACAUUCCUGAGAGCCAGUUCACCUCAUCAGGCUUUUGAUAUUAUGAAGGAAGCAAUUGGCAAACUCCUGCUAGCGGCUGAAGUAUUCAGUGAAACAUCUACGUUGGGACCAAAGACUUUCCAUAGAUGCAGAUUCUGCUUUCAACUUCUAACUUUUGAUAUUGGUUAUGGCAGUUUCAUGCACCCUGUAGUGCUACAGGUACACGAGCAUUUACAUUUUCAAGAUAAUGAUAAUAUGGACUUUGAGGACCAAAAUACAGAAGAAUUCCUUUUAAAUGAUACUUUCAAUUUUCUCUUCCCUAAUGAAUCAUCACUUUCCAUAUUUUCUGAGAUAUUUCAGAGACUUUAUAGAUCAGAUAUAUUGAAGGGUGAAAACUAUCAAAAGGAACUAAAUCAGUGUCUAUCCUUAGAAGAAAUUAACUCAAUUAUGACUUUCAUAAAGGAACUUGGAAGUCUGGGACAAUUCCAACUGCUCUUCCCAUCUACUACUCCUGGGAUUCAGUCACUGAUGCGUGAAUUUUAUGAUAUGGCAAAUCCUGUGGGAAAUCCUGGCUCAGUCGCGACCCAAUACUGGUCUCUUUUAAAUGUAUUUGAACAAUUUCAGUUCAUGAAUAAAAAGACACAGCCACAUCCACUGGAAUGGGAUUCUUUCACAGAGGAUAAGAACAUUGAAAAACCACAAGUACGAUUUGAUGCAAUAGAAAAUAAAAAAGCUGCAGUUCCACAAAUUAAGAAUGAAAAUAAAGAAAUACAUUGCAGUGAUGAUAAAAACACACCAUGUCAUAUCAAGCAGAUCUUCACACAUCCGCGUUUGGAACUAAAUCCCGACUUUAAUCCAAAGAUCAAAGAUUAUUACUCUGAAGUCCCAUUUGAUGUGGUAACAGUGACAAUUGGAGUGGAGACUCCUAAGUGUCAGUGCAAGGUGCACCUGUACGAGCAGGCAGGGCCAAGGUUUGCCAGCUACCCUCUGGGCUUAGGAAUGAACAAAAUCUCAAUAUUUGUGGUGGAUGAAUCUCCAGCACAUGGUGAGACCCUGAUCACGUACAAACUCACCAUCUAUAGAGAAGACCGCCCAAGUCUGCCCUUGUUUGAGGCCUUCACAGCAUGUGGUUUUGUGCAGGAUUGUGGUUUGCUGAUUCAUCCAGAGGAAACCUGUGGGUUACAGCCUAUUUCUUCUGACUACAUUGAAGCCAUUUUACAGUCUGAACUAAAAAGAUGUCCAUCUGGGGACAUGAAAGGCCAGUGGAUCGUGCCUUGCCUUAGUUGUUCAGACAACAGGACGUGUGACUGGAGAGAAAUAACCUGGCAGCCCCACAACUGCCAAUAUGGUGUCCUAACUAAGCCUCAACUCCAGCAGUGCCUGGGAGGAAGGAAGAUUCUGUUCAUUGGAGAUUCAACCAACAGAGGGAUCAUGUACUAUCUUAUCGAAAGGCUGAAUGAAACGUUGCAGGAAUGGCAGAAAGUACAUGGCACUAAAUUCUAUCACAACGUCAACGGUGGGAAGACUUUGAUCAGUUAUUCCUACUAUCCCCAGUUCUGGAUAAGCCCUUCACUGAGACCAACAUUCGAAAAUGCACUUGAACACCUGUUGCAAAGAUCACGCCCCCUAGAGAAUACUGUCCAGACUGUAUUGGUUGUUGGUGGAGUUCAGUGGCUUAAUUCCAAUCACCUGCAAAUUAUUCACAAAGUUUUGAAGAGGGAAAAUUUACUCAAUAUCCUAGUGAUCAUCAAAACUUUGGGAAUUGGAUUUCAUCUGCCAGUGGAUGGAGUACAUUUCUUAACACAGAGUGAAGUACAGAACUUAUGGAAAGAAAAUUUGAUUAUUCUGGAUACUGCAAAAAAAUAUGGCUAUGAAGUCGUUGACACAUUCACUAUAACAAUGGGGCGUUACAAAGAGUUUCUGCAGGGAAAGUGUGGAUGUCAUUUCCAUGAGGUAGUGAAAUCAAAGUUAUCCAAAGAAUAUAACUUUAUUAAAAUGAAAAGAUCAAGAAAUCAUAUCCUGGGAAGAUAUUUCAGCAAUCAAAGCAAACUACAACAGAGCACUGUAACAAAUUUUCGAUCUCCAUAUCAUGUCAGAGGUCCAAUAAAUCAGGUUUGUUCUGAAAUCCUUCUCAGCAGGAUGUGUGUAAAUAAAAGGACUAUGUAGGCGCCCUGCAGGAGAGCUGAAUCUGGAGCUGGAGACAAGCUACUCACCCGGACAAUGUUCUAGGAGCCAAGAGCUGCGCAUCACACACAUUUGAGAUUGACCACACACACUUGUGCACACCAGCACAUGCAUGCACACCAGUACACACACAGUUAAAUCAUGAUAACACUUCUUCUUACAGCUUUAUGAAUUCAAGAUGUGACCUUGAACACGAGUCCAUUUCACAGUGAAAGAUACACCUAGAAAAACGUUACUUGAAGCAUAGUUAUUAACCAGAACCACUGUGGGCCAGGUAUGGCAUUGUGAUAAUAAAGAGAAAUACAGACACUUGAAUUAUGUGAAAAAAGAUAAUGGUCUUUCGUCUUGUCUUACCAUCUCUAUAGGUACAUCAAUAUUGAAAAGGAGAAAAGCCAAUUACAUUCCACUGGCAAGUAGAGGUUGUGCUUGCAUUCUUCACCAGGAGAAAAUGUGGUGUUUAUGAUGGCUUAGACUUUGUGAAUCUAAUGCUUAUGAAAAACAGUUCUUCCUAUACUUUUUAAAUUGUAUUACUGAAAGGAAAAAACAGGAAUGUUCCACAAGGGAAUUUGAAGAGAUUCUAUGAGAGAGAUAUAAAGUGAAAUAUUUUAUCGUUAAAACACCAAUAUAUUUAACUUUGCACUUCUUGUGUUUCUCAUAAACAUUCCCUCUUGUCCUAUCUGUGCACUUGGAUGGGUAACUGCAGUCUGAAUUAAUGAAAUACAUAAUUUUAAAGUAAGCAACAAAAUUUAGUGCCUCCUGUAUUACUUCACUAUGUUUCAUUGAUGAUAUUAUUUAAAUCUUGUGUUUGCCAUUACAGCCCUAUGUAACUGAAAAUUACAAUUACAUUUUAUGUAAAUAUUUUGCAAAGGAUUAUGCAUUCUCAAAUGCAUAGGUAUUUUUUCCCAUUGAGCAUUUGCAUAUGUCCACAAAUAGUAUUAUGUUACUAGUAUCUAUAUUUUGAUUUUCCUGGGCAACUAUGUCAAAUCCAAAUUUAGAGUAGACAUAAAAUUAUUAUUUUUAUUAAAACUGUGGCAUACAUAUAAUACAUACCUAAUUCUAGUAGUGAGAACUAUCUCUUCUAUCUCUUUAGGUUCAAAAUGGUGAAUUUCUUUAUUAUACAAAUGCUUUGUUGUGAGAUAACAUCACACAGUUACAAUGGAUUUUAAAGGUUUGUCUUUUUUGGGUGGGGUGGGAAGCUGAGAGGGUUAAUUCAAUACAUGGCUGAAAUUACCAAAUAUAUAAAUACCUCAAUUUCACUACCAUACAAGAAAAAAACACCUAUUCUGAUUGAUCAGUUCUUUUGUAUGAAUAUCCACUUCCUUUAAAUACUCUAUUUUUAUAUAUAUUUUUAUAUGAAGAUAAACACGAAUUUAUAUUUAACUGUCUUAAAUUAUAUUUACAUAAAUGCAAAUAUCGUUUGAUAUAAACAAUACAAAUCUGCAUCUGGCAGAUGAUAAUUUUUUUAGAAGAAUGAUACGGUAUUAACUUUAAAAAUAAGACUUUUCUAAUAUACGCUUAAAUGCAAACAUCAUUUUUAGAUUUUCAGUGAUUUUUUUUAAUGACAUAAAACGUUGCCUGCGUGUGUAGACUCUCUCUCCAUCAUGUUUUAACAUAUUGUGUACUCUGUAGCAGUUUUACAGUCAGUAUUUCUUAUAAUUUUAUUUUGACCUAUCCGUAAUCAUCUGACUGAGGUUACUCUGGUAUUUGCCUCUUCACUGCUGAAAUAAUAAUGGAUUUUAGAAACAAUUGUAAUAAUAUUGCUAAUAAAUGUCUUACGAGUAAUAGUCUGUGUUUGUAGAGUAUCUUUUAUUUUCUUUUUUACUGAAGAUGUACAACUAUGCAAACAGUGACCACUUGGCAGGGAUAUUUUCAUGUGGAUUCAAGUAUUAUAGCGUGGUUAAACAGGAUUAACUAGAUAGUCCCUUCUAAGCCUAAUAUUCUCUAAGUUUAUGAUCAGAUGAACUUCCCACUGUGCAAUGACCAAAAUGUAUGAAGAUAAUGUAUUGUAGUGACAAGCUUUUUAAAAAUAAUAAUAAUAAUAGCAAUAAUAAGACACUUAAAUGCCAAGAAUCAUUUUAAUUGCUCCUUAACUGAAACUGCAUUUUAUUUCACCUAGGUGUAUGUGUAUGUGUGUGCACAUGUGUUUGUACGUAUUUAGCAAGUUCCUAAUUUCAAGGGGAAAAAAGUGGGAGUAGGCAUUUUAACGUAUUUUUAGGUGUAAAAGUUACAGGAAAUGUAUUAUUUUGGUAAGAAUUUAUUAGAAUCCAAUCCAAACUAAACUAAAGAAAACAUUUAUAACAUUAAAAGUCAAGAAUAACUGCAUAAACA
Messenger RNA from Macaca mulatta (Rhesus monkey), 6340 nucleotides. It is a transcript of the gene CPED1, whose product is annotated as cadherin like and PC-esterase domain containing 1. Lineage: Eukaryota; Metazoa; Chordata; Mammalia; Primates; Cercopithecidae. The record is from RefSeq and is a predicted model, not a curated record.